Molecule: messenger RNA, 789 nt
Organism: Aspergillus melleus
Lineage: Eukaryota; Fungi; Ascomycota; Eurotiomycetes; Eurotiales; Aspergillaceae
Product: haloacid dehalogenase, type II
Exons: 1
Coding region: 1-789 (262 amino acids)
Molecular function (GO): hydrolase activity, acting on halide bonds, in C-halide compounds
Source: RefSeq, a predicted model, not a curated record
AUGCCGAUCCAUCCGCCUCCCCGGGUCUUGUUCUUCGACGUGUUUGGCACCGUCGUCGAGUGGCGUCUCCGAGUCACCUCGGCACUGCAAGAGGCCGCCGAACAAAGCCUCAACGAUCCCCAGCGACAGCUCUCACCGGACGUGCGCGCUCGCGUUUCCUCUAUGACCGCACAGGACUGGCAGGCACUCGCGGAAGACUGGCGUCGAUCCUACGGGCGAUUCACGCGCAGCUUCGACCCCUCGCAGGCCUUCAUCUCGGUCGACCAGCACCACUACGAAGCGCUGCACAAGCUCCUGCACGACCGACAGAUCGAGACCCUCUUCACGGACGACGAGAGACGGGAACUCACGCUAGCUUGGCACCGUCUGGAACCGUGGUCGGACAGCGCGCGCGGCCUGGCGUUGCUGAACCGGCAAUUCCGCACCUGCACGCUCUCCAACGGUAACGUUGCGCUGCUUGAAGACCUGAAAGGGCACGGCGGUCUGCCUUUCACCGACGUCGCCAGCGCCGAGAACUUCGGGGCGUACAAGCCCUCGCCCCUGGUGUAUCGCGGGGCGGCGCAGCGCUUCGGUCUCGACCCCGCGGAAUGUGCCAUGGUGGCGGCCCAUCUGGGUGAUCUGAAAGGGGCCAAGGCCUGCGGUUUCCAGACGAUCUACGUUGAGCGAUCGCAGGAGGAGGUCUUGGAUCCGGAUCAGGCGCGGAGGGAGGGAUAUGUGGAUUUGUGGAUUGACAUCCAGUCUGAGGGACUGGUUGAGGCUGCGAGGCAACUGGGUAUUCCUACCGACUGA